This is a messenger RNA of Lipotes vexillifer (Yangtze River dolphin), 879 nucleotides long. RefSeq names its product 2,4-dienoyl-CoA reductase 2 (gene DECR2). The record is from RefSeq and is a predicted model, not a curated record. Lineage: Eukaryota; Metazoa; Chordata; Mammalia; Artiodactyla; Lipotidae. The transcript has 8 exons. Gene Ontology annotation, cellular component: peroxisome. Gene Ontology annotation, biological process: fatty acid catabolic process. The coding region runs from base 1 to 879 and encodes 292 amino acids. Gene Ontology annotation, molecular function: 2,4-dienoyl-CoA reductase (NADPH) activity.
AUGGCCCAGCCACCGCCUGACGUCAGGGAGGACGACUGUCUCCGGGAGUACCGCCACCUCUUCUGUCCGGACUUGCUUCGGGACAAGGUAGCCUUCAUCACAGGCGGUGGCUCUGGAAUCGGGUUCCGGAUUGCUGAGAUUUUCAUGCGGCACGGCUGCCACACAGUCAUUGCCAGCAGAAGUCUUCCCAGAGUGUCGAUGGCUGCCAGAAAGCUGGCUGCUGCCACUGGCCAGAAGUGCCUCCCUUUAUCUCUGGACGUCCGAGCUCCCCUGGCCAUCAUGGCAGCCGUGGAGCAGGCUCUGAAGGAGUUCAGGAAGAUUGACAUUCUCAUUAACUGUGCAGCCGGGAACUUCCUAUGCCCUGCCAGUGCCUUGUCCCCCAACGCCUUCAAGACCGUGAUGGACAUCGACACCUUGGGCACCUUCAACGUGUCUCGCGUACUCUACGAGAAGUUCUUCCAUGACCAUGGAGGGGUGAUCGUGAACAUCACUGCAACCCUGGGUACGCGCGGGCAGGUGCUCCAAGUGCAUGCAGGCUCUGCCAAGGCAGCCGUGGAUGCGAUGACACGGCACCUGGCUGUGGAGUGGGGCCCCCAGAACAUCCGCGUCAACAGCCUUGCCCCCGGCCCCAUCAGCGGCACAGAGGGCUUCCGGCGUCUGGGUGGCCCACAGGCCAGCAUGAGGGCAAAGGUCCUGGCAAGCCCCCUGCAGAGGCUGGGGAACAAGACGGAGAUCGCCCACAGCGCCCUCUUCCUGGCCAGCCCUUUGGCAUCCUAUGUGACGGGGGCCCUGCUGGUGGUUGACGGUGGGGCCUGGCUGACAUUCCCUAACGACAUCCAGUCGCUGGCAGACUUCUCAUCCUUCUCUGCUAAGCUCUAG